AUGGAUCACGCCGCUGAGCAAGAUGAGAUUGUGGCUCAGUUCUGUGCCAUGACAGGUGUCCAGGCCUCAGAUGCCAUAGAAUAUCUUGGCAACCACAACGGAGACAUUGAAGCCGCUGUGGCUGAGUUCUUUGCGGAGCAGGAUGAGGCUUUACAGGACAUGAACCCAGCUGAAGAGACCUCCGGAACAGCUUCAGGUGGGCGAUCGCUUGGUGGCGCUGCUACUUCAUCUGCUUCGGCUGCACCCAAACCAUCAGUCACUAAGCGCCCGGUGCCCAAAAAGAGGUUUGCAACAUUGGGGGACUUUGCUUCAACAAGUGGGGGCGAUGAUUCAGAAGACGAUGGCUCCGAAGACCACGACUUUUUCACCGGAGGAGAGAAAUCUGGCUUGGCUGUGCAGAACCCCGAUGAUCUCAAAAAGAAAAUCCUGGAAAAAGCUCGGAGAGCCGCUCCACCUACUCACUCAGACGAACCCGAGUCUCGCCCCUCUCAUUUCACUGGCACCGCUCGUACUCUUGGUGGCGAUGAUGCCCCCAGCCGUGUGGUCGAAGAUCUCACUGCACCAGCCCCGCAACGAGCUCAGCAUGUUCAGCGAAUCCUCCACUUCUGGGCCGAUGGAUUCUCGGUUGAUGAUGGUGAGCUAUAUCGAUCGGAUGAUCCUCGAAAUGCCGAGAUCUUGGAUGGCAUCCGACAAGGCCGGGCUCCUCUGGGAAUUAUGAAUGUACAAGCCGGACAGGAAGUGGACGUGGAGCUUAAGCAACACACAGAGAAAUACGUGAAACCCAAGGCUCAAUACAAGCCCUUCUCUGGGUCUGGUCAACGUCUCGGCAGCCCAACACCGGGUGUUUUAUCUGCUCCUCCACCCGCUGAGCCAGCAACUUCCUCUUCCGGCGGUCAACCUCCAAAGCAGGACGUGGACGAGUCGCAGCCAAGCGUGAGCCUUCAGAUUCGGUUGGGAGAUGGAACUCGUAUGAGUUCCCGUUUUAACACCAGUGCUACAAUCGCCGAUGUUUAUGAAUUUGUCGCUGCCGCCACUCCGAAUAGCCGCGACCGUGAAUGGGUCCUGAUGACUACAUUCCCCAACAAUGAAUUGAAUGACUGGAAAGCAACUCUUGCAGACCUGCCCGAGUUUAAGCGCGGCGGAGUUUUGGUGCAAAAAUGGAAAUAG
Messenger RNA from Penicillium verhagenii, 1167 nucleotides. Its product is annotated as protein phosphatase regulator SHP1. The transcript has 3 exons. Gene Ontology annotation, biological process: membrane fusion; Golgi organization; nuclear membrane reassembly. NCBI's taxonomy places the organism in Eukaryota, Fungi, Ascomycota, Eurotiomycetes, Eurotiales, Aspergillaceae. The coding region runs from base 1 to 1167 and encodes 388 amino acids. The record is from RefSeq and is a predicted model, not a curated record. Gene Ontology annotation, cellular component: nucleus; cytosol. Gene Ontology annotation, molecular function: ubiquitin binding.